Molecule: messenger RNA, 831 nt
Organism: Seminavis robusta
Lineage: Eukaryota; Bacillariophyta; Bacillariophyceae; Naviculales; Naviculaceae
Source: the annotation of a GenBank genome assembly
AUGGAAAGAAGCAGCGAAGACAACCAGGUUCUGCGAGAUUGGGAGUUUGACGAAGACACUUACAUCCAACGUUACCACCGCUGGUUGAGCGACAUCGACCUUGCCACUGAAAUGGUCGAAGACCCAAGCGAGGACGAGGAAGAAGCCCUUUUAGGUCAGAUUGCCAUUCGCAACAUUGAGCGUCAGUUCGAUGGGGAAACGUCCGGUAGUGAUGACUCGUCGGUUGGGGUUGUUGGACUCUUCCGUCGCAUUGCUCAAGAAGCCCAAGAACCGGUGGAUGAUGAACCAGUGGACGAUGAACCAGUGGACGAUGAACCGGUGGAGGAUGAACCAGUCAACGAACCGGUGGAGGAUGACGCCGAGGAAGAAGCCGAAGAAAACACCGACGAUGCCGAGGAAGAAGAAGACACUGAUGAUUCCGAGGAAGAAGAAGACACCGAUGAUUCCGAGGAAGAGGAAGAAGCAAUCGACCCCAUCUUGCAACGUCCAUGCAAAUGGGUCAUGUCUCAGGUUGAAGACGACGGCGACGACGUCCAAGAGGAGGAAGUGGAAGAAGACGAAAAUGAGGACGACGGAGAGGAACAGCAGGUAGAUGAUGCUGCCAACAAACGCACCGGCAGUGACAUCGAAGACGAUGAAAGUCCCACCAAGAAGACGAAGACUGGAGCCGACACUUCUGAGGAGGAAGAAGACGAAGAGGAAGACACCGUUGAUGGUGGAGCAGAAGACAUUGAGGGAAAUGACAGUGGUGAUGGAGAUAACAACGAAGACGACAACUCGCAGUCUCCCUAUGAAAUUGAGGUUCUAUGCACUGGAAGCUUUUCUUAUUGA